AUGUCCAGUGAGACCAUGAGCGCCGCCACCACCGACCCCUCGUCUGCUCCCAUUGGUCCACCAGUGGCCAAGUCGUCUACAGUGUCGCAAGUGAAGAACAAGAAGGUGAAAGGCGGCGCUGCUGCUAGUGUUGCUGCAACUCAAGCGGACGAGGACGACAUGAGCACCUUUAGCAGCGACCAUCCGUACUUAAGCGUGCUGUACAAGCGCAUGCGGUCGCACCGCAAGAAGCUCGAGAAGAUCAGGGCUUUGGAACACGCUCGCGAGAGCGAAGGCAAGGUCCUGAACGCGCAGCAAGUGGCGCUCAUGAGCAACAAGGGGACGUUGACGAAGCUCGUGGCGGAGCUCGAGAUGCUGCGGGAGCAGUUUGUCGCGGUGUUCAAGCAAGAGACGCAGCAAUUGGAGCAACAGAAGGAGGCGGGGACUCUGCCUAUGAUACUGACUACGGAGGCAGUUGAACAGGUGGAUGCCACACAAGAGUGUCAUGAGGUUAAGGAGUCAACGGACGGACGGGAAGAUCUGGAAACGCAAGAGGUUCCAGUCGUCCAAGACGUGGUGGACACUGAGACAGUUGCACCGGUAGUGGUGGCGGUGGACCAGGACACUGUGGAUCGGGAUGACUUUGGCCAUGUGUACGAGCUGCUUAAGACGCUGCAUGUAGUGAAUCUCCAUCAAGCCAUUGGUAAAGAUGUACCCAUGGUGCUGGACUUUUUUUCCAAGGUGGUGCUGGGGAACACGCGUCCUCCUGCUGAGUUGUCGUAUGAGGAGAAUUUGCUCGAGUCACUGGAGGAAGCCAAGAAGUACUUGAUGGAGAGCGACAAGGUGUUUGCCUGUGAGACGACGUAUCGUGAUCUACGCGCGUUUGUGGACCAGUUGGUGACUAGUUCGUCCCAAGCAUCGAGUGGGAAAGGAGUGGCUGAGCCGGUGGUUGAAGGCGAGGACUUUGCUGCUGUAGUUGACGAGACCACGGACGUUCCUGUUGUGCCUGCUGAGAUUAACACGAUGCCGCAGAUUAGUUUCUUCACCGAGUCGCAGCUCGAAUUGGAGCUUGCGAACGAAGCUGAUGCAGCAACUGCAGUGGCUGCAGUGCAGGCAGAGACUGCGGGAGUCGUGGCUGCUGAGCUGGAGUACGAACGCGGUGCGGAAGUUUGUGAUCAACAUGGAGUGCGAACCAACGUUGCAGCGCAGACUGCAUCAUUCCCCGAGCCGAUUCCUGUUCCGCCUUUCUCGUUUGUAGCAGUUGCCACUGCUGCUGGAGUGUCCGAUACGCGUGUACCGUCUCCAGCUGCUUCAGCCGGCUCAUCCGACAACGACAAGAAGGAGGUCGUACCUGGAACGACCAGUUUGCAAGGCAAGAACCCCCCUCGUCGUCGCGGUCAGGAACGCUGGAAAGAGAAGGAUAGUAAUAGCAAUCGAGGUGGCACCAAGUCGGGCAAUGGGUCGCCCACGAACGGAAGCAAGCCACGUCGUUCUCGUGGACCGCGUACGAACGACGAGACUGGUGUUGCCCAAGGAGGCAAACGCAGCACAUCGAAAGAAGACGGACGCCCCCGUGUUUUCCGUGGUUUGCGAAAGCAGAACGGCUCGCCUCAGGAGCAGCACACGGGCUCCUUGAUUGCCCCACACGCAUGA
Molecule: messenger RNA, 1632 nt
Organism: Peronospora matthiolae
Lineage: Eukaryota; Oomycota; Peronosporomycetes; Peronosporales; Peronosporaceae
Source: the annotation of a GenBank genome assembly